Molecule: messenger RNA, 3444 nt
Organism: Penicillium macrosclerotiorum
Lineage: Eukaryota; Fungi; Ascomycota; Eurotiomycetes; Eurotiales; Aspergillaceae
Exons: 2
Coding region: 1-3444 (1147 amino acids)
Biological process (GO): chromatin remodeling
Cellular component (GO): cytoplasm
Source: RefSeq, a predicted model, not a curated record
AUGGAACACCAGCGGCAGGAUUCCUUCAAGAAGCUGCGCGAGCCAUGUGUUGAGCUCAGCUCCGUAGGCCUUCGAUUCCGUGGAAACCAAGCCUCCGCUCCCGACCUGUAUCGAGCCCUUGAACCGGUGUAUAAUGUCUUGGAAGAGCUUGCGGGGGAAAACGUGCUUGAUGAGAAGCUCGCCGAAUACGCCUUUUUCCCACUGUCACACAUAUUCAAUGAAACACAGCGGCUUCCAGCACGAUGUCUAGAGCUAUCAGUUCGAUGUCUUAAUUUCCUCAUUGCUGAUGGAUGGCGACAGAAACUAUCACCAGCAUUGGGAAAGCAACUCAUUAUUCUCUUGACCUUGAUUGUGGGAGGAUAUCCAAGCAAAACUGAUGAAAAUCAGACACCCAAAUCCCAGGCACCGGAAGAACUGGCUAUUGUGUGUUUUGAUUGUCUCAGUUCUAUUUUCAAGGAAAUGCAAGGCCCCGUUGCGCAACAGACGGUCUUCCAUGAUAUCGGUACGGCUACUAUCAUUGAUCAAACUGUCUAUAUCUUGCUUGAGGGAGUUGUCGAUGAUAGGUCCGAUGAUCUAUGUAUAUCGGCUGCCAAGGCCAUUCAAGCUCUCUAUGGUCGCAUCACAGACCGCCUGGUCCUGGCCAGCAUCAUGCCGCGCACAGUUUCCGCUUUGGCGAAGGUUGUACGGCCAACGACACAGGUUCGGCGGUCUUUCAAGCUAUUACAGAUAUGUCUUCAGGUAAUGAGUCAGCUUCUGAGGGCUGUUCUCAAUGAUAUCGUCUGUGCGGAAAGCAAGACGCCUGCUUCUAGUCAAUCAAAGCCCGAUACAAUGACGCUGGAUGCAUCCUGGCUGAAAGCGACAACAACGCAGAUCAAGUUGGCAUUGGUCAAUAUCAUACAGAUUCGUCGGCAUCAGCGACCAGAAGUAAAGUCUGCUUUGCUGAAUCUUUGUAUAAUGAUUAUUGAAGAAUGUCAAACUACACUAGCUGAUGCUGUUCCCAUGAUGGUAGAAACAGUUGUGGUUCUAGCGGACCAAGAAGAUGAAGUACCGAAUGAGGCUUACAAGACAUUGAUUCAUCUCGCCACUACAUAUGCGGUUGUACUGGAUUCGCUGAAAGAAUCACUGCAUACUUGGCUAACAUCUUUCCCCCGAAUCAUGCAAAGCAAUGAUGAGUCCGCCAAGCAGUGGGGAAUUAGGCAAAUUUCGACUGUUUUCCAAAUUUUGUCGCAAUUUCAGAUUGGAUCGGAUAUCCUUACUGGUAAUCUAGCUUCGGGCCUGUGUGACAGUGUUGGCGCAGUUGUCAAACGUGAAAAUCAUGCCCUUCAGCCCAUCGCGGCCCCCGGCGAUAUCGCAUGGGAGGUUCUUGGUACCGAUUCGACGACAAUUACCUUCCCAUCAGUGUUGCUAGAUCACCAAAGCCAGCGACAAACUCUAAAAGACAUGCGGUCAAUGGUAAUGAGGUUAAAUGCAUCGGAGUCGGGCAAUGAAAUCACAAGAUCCAUCCUCAAUCGCUUGCAUUCUCUGUCCGGUGAUUCAACAAUUGCUCCUUUCUGGCUUGCCUUGACCUCGCUCCGAGCACAAUCACAGCAAACGUCUGGAUUUGAUGACUUCAUCGCUGACGACUAUAUGGAGCAAACUUCCUCAUUGUCUCAGCGUGCUGGCAUGAUUGAAGAGCUAUAUUAUACUUCUUUGAACAUUCUGAAUGAUGUGCCUGCUGAUGGCUCCGGUGACUGGCGGAUUUCGGGACUUGCGCUCGAGGCCGUGGCUUUACAAGCACAACAGCUUGGUGAAUCCUUCCGACCAGAGCUCAUGGAUGCUCUCUAUCCCACCCUCCAAAUUCUUGCGUCCAAUAAUCAGAGCCUGCAACGACAUGCUAUGACAUGUCUCAAUAUCUUGACUAAAGCCUGUAACUAUCCUGAUCCCGGGUCUAUGAUCAUUGAAAAUGUGGACUAUUUGGUGAAUUCGGUCGCUCUGAAACUGAAUACCUUUGAUGUAUCUCCAUAUCCACCCCAGGUCCUCUUUAUGAUGGUCAAGCUAUGUGGUGCGCGGCUGGUUCCUUACUUAGAAGACCUUGUUGACUCGAUCUUUGGAAUCCUGGAUCUAUACCAUGGCUAUCCUAAGCUUGUGGAAAUGAUGUUCAAAACUCUUGCGGCCGUGGUUGAGGAAGGUUCACUGAAACCUUCGCUGCUAACGAUCGAUGCCGGUAAAGAGAGCGGCCCCAGUGACAGUCGCAAGUCGAAGUAUAACAAUCUUUCCAUAUUGGACCUUGCCGCGGAUAUUGCGAACCGCAAAUCGAAGCGGAGUCAGACUGCCGAAGACGACAAAGAUGCCGAAGAAAAAAUUGCUCACCCCAAGAAACCCUGGUCGGAAACAUACGAGAAGCCUCCGGCGGAGCUUGAAUCGAUUGAAGAGCUACUCAACAAAGCAGAAUCUGAUGAGCCGCUUCCUCCACCCACGGAACCCGAAGACCAGGAAAAGCCGUUGAGCAAAACUCACUCUCUUCUUCUACACAUCGUUAAAUCGAUUCCGUCACAUCUUUCCUCUCCAUCACCAUACCUCCGACGGUCACUGCUUUCCAUUCUUAUUCAGGUGCUCCCAACCCUCUCACAAAAUGAAAAUAGCUUUCUGCCAUUGAUCAACGAACUUUGGCCAUCAGUGGCAUCAAGGGUCAUUUUUCCUUCGUCGAUUGCCAGUGACAAAUCUUCUUCCACCUUGAUGACCAAAUCAUCCCCCGAGUCUACUAGCCACGAGCAACAUGAUACCCAAACUUACCAGGAAGAAACCUUCGUCAUUACCGCUGCCUGUCAAGCCAUUGAGGCUAUGUGCAAGGGUGCGGGUGAUUUCAUGGCCACACGUAUCGAAACAGAAUUCCCACGCUGGCAAAGACUAUACCAGCGGGUUUGGUUUCAGGUGCGGGACGACGCAGAGGCCGUUAAUGCACGUCGUAAUCGACAGCAAGAGCGAGAGAAAUCGAUAUCAAAGCCUGGGGAACAAGCACUGGAUGUCGGCUUUGUUCUUACUGCUUCUCUUGCAUUGUCACCCAUUACUGCCGGUUCACGAGCAUUCACGCCACAUCAUUCCAUUUGGAGGGCUUUGAUAUCUCUGUUUCUCACCGUGUUGGCCAAUGUCCGGUUACCCCAGAAUGUGGGCGAUCAAAUCUGCAGUAUACUCGGAUCAUGGAUUGCAAUUCUUGUAGGACCGGACUACUACUUCCAAGCAUCACGUCAGAGUAUCCGAGCUCAAGUUGAUGAUUCCCAGAGAGAUAUCAUUGACUCUAUUGAGAGCGCACUAAACGCCAUGGAGACGUGGAAUCCGGAUCUCACCUGGUUUUUCUUUGCCAUUCAAGAGAGCAAGGUGAAAGCAUCCCGGGAAGGGAUCGCCGAUGUGGGCAUGUCAGUGGACGCUUUUGGACAGACUUUUAAAUUUGCAGAAGUAGCUUUCUAG